Messenger RNA from Ooceraea biroi (clonal raider ant), 1805 nucleotides. It is a transcript of the gene Dus2, whose product is annotated as Dihydrouridine synthase 2. Lineage: Eukaryota; Metazoa; Arthropoda; Insecta; Hymenoptera; Formicidae. Gene Ontology annotation, cellular component: cytoplasm. Gene Ontology annotation, biological process: tRNA dihydrouridine synthesis. The record is from RefSeq and is a predicted model, not a curated record. Gene Ontology annotation, molecular function: tRNA dihydrouridine synthase activity; tRNA binding; flavin adenine dinucleotide binding.
CUUCCCCUCGUAAAAGGCCCGUCCAUAUAUUCUUAUGUCAAUGAUUUAGCCAAGUACAUGUGGCUUAACCUAAUUAUGUGCUGUCAAAACGGAAAUAUCAAUGUGCAGUGACAAUGUUUAGCAAUAUGCUACUCGGACACGAUUACAUGCGAUGAAUGAUUUUAUUUGACAUGACAAAAUGUAAAAUGUGAACUGAGUAAACGCGGAACGAUGAGAAUUCGAGAUCUCGACGCACCGACUAUCAAUACUCGCGACACGUAAGUUCACGUCUGCUCAAAUCCGCUCGAACUGGUCCCUGCGAAUCCGCAAAAUUACGACGCGUUGUUACACGAUAACAUGGAGGAAAAGUCGCCUACGAUUACGAGAAAAAGACUCGAUUAUGACGGCAAACUCAUCUUAGCGCCCAUGGUGCGCAUCGGAACCCUUCCGAUGCGUUUGCUCGCUCUGGACUACGGCGCGGACAUAGUUUACACGGAAGAACUAAUCGAUAGGAAAUUACUUCGUUCGAUCCGUCGAGAGAAUGAUGUGCUUGGCACAACGGACUUCAUUGACAAGACUGAUGGUACAGUGGUGUUCCGUACCUGUCCUCGGGAACGGGAACACGUGGUUCUCCAAAUCGGUACGUCCGACCCGGCGAGGGCAGCCGCGGUCGCUCGCAUGGUGGAGAAAGACGUUGCCGGCAUCGACGUUAAUAUGGGUUGCCCGAAAAAAUUUUCGAUGCUCGGAGGCAUGGGUGCUGCUCUGCUUAGCGAGCCGCAGAAAGCGACCGAAAUUUUGCGGAAGCUGGUCGAGACCGUGGGCACACCGAUUACUUGCAAAAUACGCGUUCUACCUGACCUCGAGGGGACGCUGCGACUCUGCAGUACUCUCGCCGCCUCUGGUAUCGCAGCCAUUGCCGUGCAUGGCCGCACGACUGACGAGAGACCGCAGCAUCCUAAUCGCAAUCACGUUAUCAAACGGAUCGCGGAGCACCUCUCGAUACCGGUUAUCGCAAAUGGCGGAUCUAAGGAUAUUCAGAGACACUCCGACAUACUCAGGUUUAAGGAAGAAACGAACUGUAGUAGCAUAAUGCUGGCACGUGCAGCCGAGUGGAACUGCUCUGUGUUUCGUAAGGAAGGCCCGCUCCCAAUGGAAGACGUCAUAAAGUCGUACCUGAAACACGCGGUCGACUGCGACAAUUCACCUUCCAAUACGAAGUACUGCGUGCAGAAUAUUCUCAGGGAGCUUCAGGACUCGCCCCUAGGUAGAAAGUUCCUUGACGCGCAAACUUUGGAACAAAUAUGCGAUAUAUGGGACAUGGGUGAUUAUUGUCGGUUUAAAAGUAAAGAAUUUCGAGACAAGGGUCUGCUAGGUCGGUUUCAAGUGACACCACUGACGCUCCAUGCAGAGACGAGGGACGGCCGUACUUCUCAGAAGAGAAAAAUUUACGAGGAGGAUGUGUUUGUUAUGCGCUGUGCCUUCUUGAGGGGCAGUUAUAUGACCGAUUCGGAGUUGCCAAAAACUAGAUUACUCAAGUGGACCAAGGAGAAUCGUAAGAAGAUGCCAACGUACGAUACUCGGCGAGAGGACAAACUGUUCUGCUCCGUGGUUACCGUCGACGGUAAAAAGUAUGGCUCCUCCUUCUGGGAAAAAAAUAAAAAGUGGGCCGAACAAGGCGCCGCUUUGGUGUGUCUCUGUUUCCUAGGUGUUAUCGAUGAGGAAAGUCUUACUGCUGGCGGUAACAUUCCUCCCCGAUGAUAUUCGUUUUGUCAUGUCUAUUCAGUGUAUAACAAAAUGAAAAUAAAGACUCAGCGAAUUGUCAAUUA